Molecule: messenger RNA, 468 nt
Organism: Darwinula stevensoni
Lineage: Eukaryota; Metazoa; Arthropoda; Ostracoda; Podocopida; Darwinulidae
Source: the annotation of a GenBank genome assembly
AUGGGAAUGGAGAGAGGGGGCGAUGAGAGAGCAGAACCUCCCUCUAACACUGCAAAUGUUCCAGGGAUUGAUUCUGUAAUGGUACCCAUAUGCCGGACUAAGAUCUUCUCACUGUCCGAACUGAGCGCCUUCCUAGAGAAAAACAAGCACAAGCCCAACAAGUUGGUUGUCAUCCACACAUAUUCACACACACGUGUAGCAGAUGGGGAAGUGGAGAUGGUGGAGAGAAGAAUUGUGAAAGAAAUUAGUCAUGCAAUCUUCCUGGAUGCAGAUUUGGAUGCUGACUGGACAAAGGACUUAUUCUAUAACGACAAUGAAAGAGAAACGAGCAAUUAUUCACAGCAUUUGCUCACACAACUCUGUGGCAUGGAGGAUUUAAUAAAUGAAGGGAAGAAAAGACCUUCAAGUUUGACCCCUCAGCUAGAUUUUCACAAUAAGGGUCUCUUUUCAAAACCUGGGGAUCAGUGA